Messenger RNA from Nicotiana tabacum (common tobacco), 1044 nucleotides. NCBI's taxonomy places the organism in Eukaryota, Viridiplantae, Streptophyta, Magnoliopsida, Solanales, Solanaceae. The record is from RefSeq and is a predicted model, not a curated record.
AUGGAAAGUUUUACUAAAUGUCCAUAUGAGCAUACACUUUAUACAAAAAUUGAAGAUGAAAAGCUUGUUAUUGUAUGUUUAUAUGUAGAUGAUUUGAUUUAUGCCGGGAAUGAUUCUGCAUUACUUGAAAAGUUUAAGCAAUCAAUGAUGACUGAGUUUGAUAUGUCUGAUCUUGGCUUGAUGCACUAUUUUCUCGGUAGUGAAGUUAAGCAAUCUGCCAGUGGAUUUUUUAUUUCACAAAAGAAAUAUGUCCAAGAAACUUUAGAGAGGUUCAGAUUGCAAAGUUGCAAUUCUGUCACUACACCAGAAGAAUUGGGACUGAAAUUGGAGAAGAAUUCUGCAGGAAAGCAAAUUGACAACACUCUUUAUAAGCAGAUCGUGGGAUGUUUAAUGUAUGCAACAGUCACUAGACCUGAGAUAAUGUAUUCUGUUAGUCUUGUUAGCAGGUACAUGGAGCACCCAAAAGAGACUCAUUUGUUGGCUGCUAAAAGAAUUUUCAGGUAUUUGCAGGGUACCAUUGAUUAUGGUAUUUUGUACAAGAAAGAAGGAAAGUCAGAGUUAAUUGGCUUUACAGAUAGUGACUUUGCUGGAGAUAAAGAAGACAGAAAAAGCACUCCGGGUUAUGUGUUUAUGCUUGGAUCAGGAGCUGUUUCGUGGUGCUCCAAGAAACAACCAAUUGUUACGUCAUCCACCACAGAAGCAGAGUUUGUUGCUGCAACUGUGUGUGCUACUCAAGCAAUUUGGUUGAAGAAGGUACUUACUGAACUUCAUUUCCCGCAGCAAGAACCAAUUCCAAUUUACUGUGACAAUGGUUCAGCUAUUAAACUUUCAAAGAAUCCAGUAUUGCACGGAAGGAGCAAACACAUAGAUGUCAAAUUUCACUUUCUAAGAGAUCUCACAAAGGAUAAAGUCAUUGAUGUUGUCUACUGCAGAAGUGAGGACCAAGCUGCUGAUAUCUUUACCAAAUCCCUCAAGCUAGCAACUUUCAGAAAAUUAAGGAAGCUACUUGGAGUUUGCAAGUUAGGGGAGGGCUCUUGUGAUUGA